Messenger RNA from Musa acuminata subsp. malaccensis (wild Malaysian banana), 1989 nucleotides. Lineage: Eukaryota; Viridiplantae; Streptophyta; Magnoliopsida; Zingiberales; Musaceae. The record is from RefSeq and is a predicted model, not a curated record.
AACAUAAAUUGCGGCCCGAGGCCCGAAUCCAUAGUCGGUCGCAUCGCUUCUCUCGUGCCGCCGCCAUCGCUCGAACUUCCGUCCCCUAGUUCCUGCUCUUAGGGUUCGUUGUUGGUCUUGGAUGGCUCUCGUGGUGAUCUGCGGGCAGCCUUGCAGCGGAAAGUCGACGGCCGCGGCCUGCCUCGCCGACGCUCUCCAGGCCGUGGAUCCGAAACCCACGGUCAGGAUCAUCGACGAGUCCUCCCUCCACCUUGGCCGCAACCAAAGCUAUGCUGAUAUGCCCAUGGAGAAAAACUUGAGGGGUGUGCUUAGAUCAGAAGUUGAUAGAUCAUUAUCUAAAAGCAGCAUUAUCAUUGUGGACUCUUUGAACAACAUUAAGGGUUAUAGAUAUGAGUUAUGGUGCCUUGCUCGAGCUUCUGGGAUAAGAUACUGUGUGGUGUUUUGUGACACUGACGAAGAUAGCUGUCGGGAAUGGAACAGAAAGCGUGGGGAAAUGGGAGAAUCUUCAUAUGACACAAAAAUAUUUGAGGAUUUAGUGCGGAGAUUUGAGAAACCAGACAGAAGGAACCGCUGGGAUUCUCCACUUUUUGAAUUAUUUCCAUCUAAAGAUGAAAUAAGAGAGUCUUCUCCGGUAAUUGCUGAUGCUGUAUCCUACCUCACAAAAAAGGUUGAUUCAAAAUCCCGAGAUGUUAGAGUCCUUCAGCCUACUAUUGCUACUCAGACUGCACAUACAACAGAUGCCAAUUCCCUUUACGAGAUGGACAGAGCAACACAGGAGGUGAUCAACAUGAUUGUUGAAGCGCAAUCUCAAGGUCUUGCAGGAGCUGUCAAUAGGAUAUCUCUUGGCCAACAUUUACCCACCAUAUCCUUUUUCUUGGAAGCUAAAUGGAGUUUUAGUAGCUUAAUGGUCAGCCAAGAUAUUAGUCUCAAGCUCGACUUUUGCCAUCUAAUUAAAUUGCAUACAUUUUCAGUUUAUUAUACUGAUAUUUGUUUCUUUUUUUUUUGUCAUAGAACAUUCACCUGUGAUAUAGCGUUAUUUCAGUUUAUUCACCUAAGGCUCACUUGAAAAAUGCAUAAAAGGAAUUCUGAUACCUAUCACACAUUAAAUAUUAGGUCAUGAUGAAAUUGCUGUAGAUAUUCUCAUUUAAUUUCACACAGGGAUGUCAUUACAGUAUCAAAAACUCGAAAAAAAAAAUAGAUGGAUGUAUUUGUUUAGGCAGUUUGCUACAUGGCAUCACUUGAUAUGGCACCACGGAUGCUACAUUGGCACAUCACGAAAUCAGCAUAGGAUUGGUGGUUCUAUCAUGCGCAUACAAUUGAAAUGGAGACUGGAUUCAUAUCCUCUCAAAUACUUGCAUCUCAUUUUAGUAUCACAUUUAGAGUCUGUCAUAAAUGUCAUAAUGGGUAAUGGGGGGUGUGUUAAAUUCUUGAAAGUGAACCACAUGUGAUUCGAAUGAAAUCAGAUUGCAUCACAAGCUCUUCUUCUAACAAAAGGCCCUUUGAUCUUUUACAUGAGGUUUCAACAGUUACCAGCAGAAGACAUUGGUAACCUAAUCUUAGAUUUGCUUAAAUGGUUUUAUAUCAUUUACUUUGAGCAUAAUAUUGCUGAUAAGCAAAAUCCUUGACUGCCAAUCUACAUAAACAUUCAAAGGCCAAUCGGGCUGCCGGAGCUCAGAAGCCUACGGCGCACCUUCAUUAAGCUCACAGGGCAGUCCAGCCUCAGCGGCCCUCCACCACCAUUAGAUGCAGAUAGCGCAAAGAGGAUGUUUGUGGACUACUUGAACAGAGAAAUUGGCACUUCGUAACCCCACCCCUCCUUUUUUUUUCAUUCUUUUCAGCUUGUAAUUGCAAUCUGUGACUCGCUGUAAGAGGUGAUUGUUUUUUUUGGGCAUGAUGUGAGUGAUCAACACUGAGAUAGCAUAAAUCAUUGAAAGGCCUUGUUGCAUUGUGUGAUGUUGGAUUUAAACCCCAAAUCGAGUAUCUUCUACA